ACAUUAGCCGUUCCACCAUCGGUGUGUAACACGAGCGUUUCGCGGGCGUAUUCUUGCUCAAUCAGCGUGUUUAGCUUCGCCCGCAGAACCAUUUAAGAGGUGGAUAGAAUUUCACCCCAACCGCCCUGGCAGCCGAGUGAAAAGCGGUGCCGGAGCCUGUGUUAGACAGAGAGGGAAAAAGAGUGUGUGCCGCGUGCGAAAAGAUAACUGUCCGCAGCGUAAGCGAUUACGUGAGAACCUUCUGGCGCUGGAGAGAGAGAGAGGGAGCAAAAAACGAAAAACAAAACCAAACAUAACAUAACUCCACUCUGCCCCCCAGACCCUCCCAUACAUCAUCGCGGGUUGCCGGAAAAAUUGCGACGCGAGAAUUCACCUUCGAAAAGGAUCGCCGCGCGGUGUGAGAGAGGGACGGAAGCGGCACGCCGCAGUGGUUUGAAAGAGAGCGACCGAAAACACUCCAGCCCCAAAAUGAUUACCAGUAAAACGAACUGAUAUACGGCUGCGCGCAGCUCGUUAGUCGUCGUCGUCGUGGUGAGGUGAAGAAGUAGAAGUAGAAGGGUGGUCAGGGUCGUUCCAGCAGCAGGGGAGACGAGAGCGCUGAUUUCGUAGAUCGUGUUUUGUUUUGGGCGUUCGUGCCCCGCGCGCGUACGUUUGUGUGUGUCUCCGUUGUGUUUUGUUUUCGUUUCCUCGUUUCCCUUUCGAUCUUCAGUUCGGUGGCCGCCGAUCGUAGGGAACGCUCUUCCGGAGUCGCCACAGAGAGAACCGCAAGGAAGCCAACAACAACAAAUCCCCACCCGGCACUAAACGGAGCAAUCACCUGGUCUUUCUCAACCGCGUUCCCGAUUCAUGGCUAGUUCUAUGAACAGCAGGAAUCGCAUUCGUCGUCGACUGGCUGCGAUAUCGUUUCUGUCCAACAUCUCGUUGGACGGUACCCAUCGGGACACGAAACUAGGGCAGCUGCACGGUGGUGGAGCGGCAGGUUUAUUGCUGGCUGGAGGACGGGCAACGGCAACCAGUGCGGCCCUAGUGCUGAACAACAAUGAUCCGGCUGAUGGCGCUGGCAACGGUGGCUCGGUGCUGCAGUACGAAGAUGGUGCCGAGGACGGUUCCGACGGGCCUGGGAUACGGUCCGCAUCGGCGCUGGCGGGCGAAGCGUCCCGCUACGGGGAAUCCGCAUCCGCACACGAUACGGCCAGCCUGAGUGGGGCCGAGAGCGCUGGCACGGUCGCCAACGUCCAGCACGGGCGGGCCCGGGCCAGAACCGGAACGUUUAGCAAAAGCCCCGAGCGCAAUGCCGGCCGGCGGAUCGAUAGCGAGGGCAACAUGUUGCCGGCCGGCGGCGGAGCCAAUGGUCUUUCGACCAGGAGCACUCCGAUGAAGGACCGUGAGAACUGGAAUCCGAACGAUGGCCGAUUGAACCACACGGCGGAUAAGCGCCUACGAGCGAAUUCCGCUACGCAGCGACCAUCCGGAGCAAAACGGUCGCUGCUGAUGAACACCAGCGCUGGACCGGUGCUUGGGGGUGGCGGUGGCAGCGGCAGCGGCAGCACUGCCGGUGGCACCAACGACGAUCGUCGUCCCGGCGAUGCCGUUUCCGGUGGUGGGCCCGGGUGGCAUACGAACAGCAGCACCGAAAGCCUGAUCCAGGGCCGAGCGACCAAGAGCGUCAUCAUUAACGAUUCGGCCGUGGUGCAGCGCGAGGUGCGUUUCUACACGAUGGACCGGAACCGGGUACCACCGCACCACAACCUACAGGAGGAUCGGAUCGUGCUGAUGUCGAAGAAGGCGCCCUGUCACAUCUUCUCCGUGUUGCCGUACUGCAAAGGUAAAGCGUCGACGCGGGCCGAGCUGCGUCGGGAACGCCGCCGCCACCCGUCCGGAGCGCGACCACUGUCGUCGAUCAACGACGCUCCGUUCGACGCGUUCCGACUGCUCGGAAUCGAGCGGGGCGGUGAAGCCGGUCAGGAAGUUUCGUACGGUUAUCUGCUGAUUCCGUCGCGAAGCUAUCAUCGCGAGAAAAAGCAUACCACCGAGAAGGGGCUGAAGAGUGCGUUCGAGAUACCGAACUUUGCGUCGCUCGAAAACCAUGCCGCGGCCCGGUACUACGACACGCUGAACCGCAAUAGCACCGCCAGCCCGUCGCAGAGCGUAGCCGUCGGUGGUGGCACAGGAGCCAACGCAGGCACUGGUGGUGCUGGUGGACUGUUGCUCGAUGGCUCGAAGGAGUACGACGAUGGCUACACAUCCAUGUCGGGUAUGCAGUACUCGGCUAACAUUCUGGACGAUCCGGAGCUGAUCGCUGGCAAGCAUCGGACACUGCUGACGUUCACGUCGUACGUGACGUCGGUCAUCGACUACGUUCGUCCGUCCGAGCUGAAGAAAGAGCUGAACGAUCAGUUCCGCGAGAAAUUUCCACAGAUCCAGCUGACGCUAAGCAAGCUAAGAAGCAUCAAGAGGGAGAUGAAGCGCAUCAACAAACUGGACAGCCGCAUCGACUUUCUGACCAUCUCGCAGGCGUACGUAUACUUCGAGAAGCUGAUCCUGUCGAAGCUGGUUAACAAGGAGAACAGGAAGCUGUGCGCCGGUGCCUGCUUGCUGCUGAGCGCUAAACUGAACGACAUCAAGGGCGAAGCGCUCAAAAGUUUGAUUGAGAAAACGGAAAACAUAUUCCGCUUGAACCGCAAAGAGCUGAUUGCAUCCGAGUUUGCAGUGCUGGUUGCGCUCGAGUUUAGUCUGCACGUGUCGACCAGCGAAAUUCAUCCGCACUAUCAACGUUUGAUGUACGAAUCGUGAGGCACGCGAAGGUGGCACUGGCGUUUGCAGAAGGGGCACCAUGCAGCACCAUGAUUCUCCCCAAGCCCAGUACUUCCGCGAGGCGUCCAUUCCCCGACACCAUCCCACCCGGCACCGGCUGGCAUCCUUCUAUCUCUCACUUCCUCUCUCAGUGUGUGUCCAAAGCAAAAGUAUUGGUUGGUGCAAAAAGGAAAAUUAAUAAUGUUAUUAAAUCACAACGUAAACAGAUUACCCUCAGAGCGCGCUUCUAUAAAAAGUCGUACGCUGUAUGCGUGCAUUUAGUAAGAUUCUUUCACUGCAGAUGGUAGAGAGCGAGAAUCGAGCGAAAGGCAAAACGUAGUGUGACGCGAUAAGAAAGCGUGCUGCCGUAAGCUAAAAAUGUACUGAGCCCAAGACUGUGUUAUCGUGAAGGCGACGAGGAGUGUCUUUGCGUAAGGUUGAGAUUUUGUAUUAAAUACAGCAAGAGAGGGGAGAUCAUCAAGAGAAACAGGAAGAGAUACAACGAAAUUCACAUCACGAUCGAAGCUAAAAAUAAGUUAGAAAACGUGAGAAGAGUUUCAGAACAUCCAUCAUCAUCACAAUAGAGCCACAAAUCAUCAUAUCUUUACAAUGGACCCUUUAAACUUCCUUCCGCAGGGAAUCUUCUUCUAGAAUGCCUGAAGCUUGGACUAAAGUAUACUGCUAGUAAGCAAAUCAAAUCACCGUUUCGAUCAACCCAUCAUGAAAUCAAACCGAGAGCAGCACGUACUUAUACGAAAAUCUGUUCAAAACGACGUACUUUACCCCGAGACGGGGCGGACGAAGACGAAGUCAUCUUAUGUAUGCGUGAUUUUUAUUGUCUUUUUUGUUUGAUUAACAAUGUCUUUUUUGCGGGUGAAUGAUCGUUUUGAACGAGAAAGUCUAUAAAAUGUCGACAAACUGAGGCCAAACAACCGAGGGCGCGUUGCAAAGGAAGUAGGUUUAUGAAACCCGCCACCAGCUUCUCUGCGCCAGCUCAAGUACUUCAUCGAUUCGUUAUUGUUUUUUGGUGUUCUAUUCGUAUUUUAAGUUUUUCAAAACUUGAGUUUAGCUUUUAUAACUUCACAUUUUGUCUGUUAGUAGUUUGCGCCAGUCCGAGGUUGGAAAAUGUAGCAUUCAAACCCCCAGUAGAGCGUGUACGGCUAAGAACUUAGAAUGGGGGUAGCGCCCAUAGGCAAACCCCAACACUUUACUAAAACUUAUUGGAAAAAUAUAAAUAUAUACACUUCAUGAAC
Molecule: messenger RNA, 4046 nt
Organism: Anopheles bellator
Lineage: Eukaryota; Metazoa; Arthropoda; Insecta; Diptera; Culicidae
Product: CDK5 and ABL1 enzyme substrate 1
Exons: 5
Coding region: 847-2793 (648 amino acids)
Biological process (GO): regulation of cell cycle
Source: RefSeq, a predicted model, not a curated record